AUGCAGCCAUACUCCCCAAACUGGACCCACAUAACAGAGUUUGUCAUGGUGGGCUUUGUUGGGGUGCAUGAAGCACGCCUCCUCUUCUUUACACUCUUUCUAGCCAUGUACCUGUUCACCUUGGUGGAGAACUUGGCCAUCAUUUUGGUGGUGGCUUUGAACCAUCGGCUUCGUAGACCCAUGUAUUUCUUUCUGACGCACCUGUCCUGCCUUGAAAUCUGGUAUACUUCAGUGACAGUGCCUAAGAUGCUGGCUGGUUUUAUUGGGGUUGGUGGGGGCAAGAAUAUCUCCUAUGCUGGGUGCCUGUCCCAGCUCUUCAUCUUUACCUUCCUGGGGGCAACUGAGUGUUUCCUACUGGCUGCCAUGGCCUAUGACCGCUAUGUGGCCAUUUGCAUGCCACUCCGAUAUGGGGCCUUGGUGUCGUGGGGCACCUGCAUCCGUCUGGCAGCUGCCUGUUGGCUGGGGGGCCUCCUCACACCUAUUUUGCCUAUCUACCUCAUGUCCCAGCUGACAUUCUGUGGCCCCAAUGUCAUCGACCACUUCUUCUGUGAUGCCUCACCCCUGCUAGCCUUGUCCUGCUCAGAUGUCACCCUGAAGGAGACCACAGAUUUUCUAGUCUCUCUGGUGGUGCUUCUGGCCUCCUCAACAGUCAUUUCUGUGUCCUACGGCAACAUCGUCUGGACGUUGCUGCACAUCCAUUCAGCUGCUGAGCGCAGAAAGGCCUUCUCCACUUGUGCAGCUCACCUGACUGUGGUGAGCCUCUUUUACGGCACUCUUUUCUUUAUGUAUGUCCGGACCAAAGUGGCCUCCUCCAUCAACUUCAACAAGGUGGUGUCUGUCUUCUACUCCAUUGUCACACCAAUGCUCAACCCCCUCAUUUACAGUCUUCGGAACAAGGAGGUGAAGGGAGCUCUGGGCCGAGUCUUUUCCUUCAGGUCUUGGGGAGGUCAGUGA
Enhydra lutris kenyoni (northern sea otter) is the source of this 954-nucleotide messenger RNA. Its product is annotated as olfactory receptor 6Q1. The coding region runs from base 1 to 954 and encodes 317 amino acids. Gene Ontology annotation, cellular component: membrane. The transcript has a single exon. Gene Ontology annotation, molecular function: olfactory receptor activity; G protein-coupled receptor activity. Lineage: Eukaryota; Metazoa; Chordata; Mammalia; Carnivora; Mustelidae. Gene Ontology annotation, biological process: G protein-coupled receptor signaling pathway. The record is from RefSeq and is a predicted model, not a curated record.